This is a messenger RNA of Diceros bicornis minor, 2305 nucleotides long. It is a transcript of the gene VIPR2, whose product is annotated as vasoactive intestinal peptide receptor 2. The transcript is spliced from 13 exons. Gene Ontology annotation, molecular function: vasoactive intestinal polypeptide receptor activity; peptide hormone binding; G protein-coupled peptide receptor activity. Gene Ontology annotation, biological process: cell surface receptor signaling pathway; adenylate cyclase-modulating G protein-coupled receptor signaling pathway. The record is from RefSeq and is a predicted model, not a curated record. NCBI's taxonomy places the organism in Eukaryota, Metazoa, Chordata, Mammalia, Perissodactyla, Rhinocerotidae. Gene Ontology annotation, cellular component: plasma membrane. Bases 1 to 1326 code for a protein of 441 amino acids.
AUGAGGGCGCCCGGGCUGCUGCCGCCCGCGCUGCUGACCUGCUGCUGGCUGCUCGCCCCGGUGAACAGUGUUCACCCAGAAUGCCGAUUUCAUCUGGAAAUACAGGAGGAAGAAACAAAAUGUGCAGAGCUUCUAAGGGCUGAAUCAGAGAAAUACAAAGACUGCAGUGGAGUCUGGGACAACCUCACGUGCUGGCGCCCUGCAGAUGUAGGCGAGACCGUCACAGUGCCCUGUCCAAAAGUGUUCAGCAAUUUUUACAGCAAACCAGGAAACAUAAGCAAAAACUGCACGAGUGAUGGAUGGUCGGAGAUGUUUCCUGAUUUCAUAGACGCGUGCGGCUAUAACGACCCCGAGGACGAGAGCAAGAUCACAUUCUAUGUUCUGGUGAAGGCCAUUUAUACGCUCGGCUACAGUGUCUCUCUGACUUCCCUUACAACCGGAAGCAUAAUCCUUUGCCUCUUCAGGAAGCUGCACUGCACCCGGAACUACAUCCACCUGAACCUGUUCCUCUCCUUCAUCCUGCGAGCCAUCUCGGUGCUGGUCAAGGAUGACGUCCUGUACUCCAGCUCUGGCACACUGCACUGCCCCGACCAGCCGUCCUCCUGGGUGGGCUGCAAGCUGAGCCUGGUGCUCUUCCAGUACUGCAUCAUGGCCAACUUCUACUGGCUCCUGGUGGAAGGGCUGUACCUCCACACCCUCCUGGUGGCCAUAUUCUCCCCCAGCCGACGCUUCGUGGCCUAUCUCCUGAUUGGAUGGGGCAUCCCCACAGUCUGCAUCGGGGCAUGGACUGCGGCCAGGCUCUCCCUGGAAGACACGGGUUGCUGGGACACCAACGACCACAGUGUUCCCUGGUGGGUCAUCCGAACACCAAUCCUAAUUUCUAUCAUAGUCAAUUUUGUCCUUUUCGUGAGUAUUAUACGAAUUCUCCUGCAGAAGUUGACAACCCCAGAUGUCGGCGGCAAUGACCAGUCACAGUAUAAGCGGCUGACCAAGUCCACCCUGCUGCUCAUCCCGCUGUUCGGAGUCCACUACAUGGUGUUCGCCGUCUUUCCCAUUGGCAUCUCCUCCAAAUACCAGAUACUGUUCGAACUGUGCCUCGGAUCGUUCCAGGGCCUGGUGGUGGCAGUCCUCUACUGCUUUCUCAACAGUGAAGUGCAGAGCGAGCUGAGAAGAAAAUGGAGAAGCCUGUGCCCCAGCCAGCCCUCCGGCCGGGACUACAGGCUCCACAGCUCCUCCCUCUCGAGGAAUGGCUCGGAGAGCGCCCUGCAGUUCCACCGAGGUUCCUGUGCCCCAUCUGCCCUGCAGACGGAGACCUCGGUCAUCUAGUGUGCAGACCGACCCCCCCAGAGCCCGCGGGGUGCGGGGCGAGGUGCCCUGGUCGGUGAAUCGGCAGCAACUCAAUCAGCUGGUCUUUGCUUAUCCCGUCCGUGGAACUGGGGUCACACCGUAACUGACUGGAAUUUAAUCUAAUUAUUGUUACACUCCAGCAUUUAGGUAAUUUUGUUUAUAAUGCUGUUUGGCCGUGUAGGUGGACCCAUUUUCGAAGAGAAUGGGGAGACCGAAGUGGUCCCUGAAACUAGCUGCAGUGGCCCAGAUUGUGGGUCCAGCGGCUGCAGAAGGAAAACAAGGGCGUUUCCCAGUCUCAGGGCCUGUCCUCGGCAGGGCGCUGGGCCCUGCCCCGCAUGACCCGCAGCACUGGCCUCCCUGCCCGGGGCCCACAGGUAGCCCUCCGUCUGCAGGACGUGUAGAAGCCAGAUUAGGACCUCCAUGAAACCACUCCUGGAAGCCAAGGUGGAUCCCCCUCCCGGGUGCCUCACCAGUCCCCACAUGCCCGGGUCCUGUCCACACCACCGUCCAGGGCUCUCUUCUCCCUGCUUCUGCACCACCCUGGCUGGCCCAGCCCAGGGACAGUGCGGAGAGGAGCGUCGGGUAGUGACUGCGGGUGGUGGCAUGUCAGCCUCUGCACUUCGUGGGGGCCCCUCCACCGCUCGACGGACACCUCCAGGGCCACUUCAGGCCCCUUCACCCCGCGGGGGCGAGAGGGGCGCUCAGCAAGGGCCACUGGGUGACCUGUGGCCACGCUUCAGGCUCCUGGGCGUCAGGGUGACACCAGGCAUUUUAUCUGAUGGGAGUGGAAACCUAUUCUCUUUUUCAUGAAAAUAAUCUUAAAGGCAUUUCUAUUUAAGUGGAGAAUUAUUUUAACAAAGUAUCAAAGUGAGUUGAGCACUCCUGUCCAAUGUUGGCAAACUGCAGUCCUGGCUUCUAGUUCCUUUGAUGUUUGCGGACCUGAGGAGUGGUCUGAGAG